Molecule: messenger RNA, 1635 nt
Organism: Aspergillus novofumigatus IBT 16806
Lineage: Eukaryota; Fungi; Ascomycota; Eurotiomycetes; Eurotiales; Aspergillaceae
Product: URC4/urg3 family protein
Exons: 4
Coding region: 60-1361 (433 amino acids)
Source: RefSeq, a predicted model, not a curated record
UCCUGACCGAGUUCUGAUAGUACAGCAACAUCAAGGAUAUUCCUCUACAUUAGCAGUAAAUGGAUCCAGAAAUACAGUACGUCCUCGGGCUAAAAGCUGUCCGUGAACGAGCCCAUCGAGUCCUACAACUCGCGGAGGAAAAUCGCCUGAGCCACUUCGAGUACCAUCCCGAUCGCCUUCAGAUUACAGUACAAUACGUGAUAAAUAUCAUCAAGCGCCACUUUGGACCAGACAAAUACCACCUCAUCCCGCCUCAUGGCCGCUGGCAACACUUUGAAGUUGGGGGUAUCAAUCGCCCUGAGAAGUUACUGCAGCAGUGGAAGAGUAACGGGGCAGACACACUCGAGCAGACCCGUAGUCUACUGGACUUGUUCUUCGUCUCGGUGCUGCUUGACGCGGGAGCAGGCGACAAAUGGCGGUUCACCGAGCCAGGCACGGAUAUCGUUGUUGGUCGUAGUGAGGGGACCGCAUUAGCCUCGUACAAUAUGUUCGUCAACGGCGACUUUGCAACUGCUGACAGUGAGAGGAGGGAUAUCGUUAUGGGGCAGGCCCUUAAGGACUUUGACGCUGCAACCCUGGAGCGCGGCUUCCAGAUAGACGAGAAGACGAAUCCCCUCGUCGGAGCGUCUUCCCGCGUCGAACUACUACGGGGCCUGGGCCGGUCCAUCCUCAACCUACCAGAGAUAUUCGGGCCCGGAGGACGACCUGGCAACCUAGUCGACUAUCUCAUUUCUCAAUGCCCCACGCCAACAGAAAUCAACUACGAAACCUUCUGGAACACGCUACAAACCGUCCUGUUACCCGUGUGGCCCGCGUCCCGCACCCAUAUCGACGGCCACCCCCUCGGCGACGCAUGGCCCCUCCAAGUUCUCGCAGACGACGCCGAGCAAACCGCCCAAAAGUCAAAAUGCGCGCACAUCCAGCCCUUCCACAAACUCACGCAGUGGCUCGCCUACUCCCUGACCGUCCCUUUCGAGCGUCUGCUCGGCGUGAAAUGGGCAAACAUGGAUCUGGGCACCGGGCUCCCCGAGUACCGCAAUGGAGGCCUGUUCAUUGAUCUUGGGGUUCUAACCCUCAAGCCUGAUGCAGAAGAACGUGGUCGAGAUAAUUCUGGGUCGGGACUUCCGGCGUUUGAGGCGACGUCAGAUGAGAUUGUGGAGUGGCGGGCGAUGACGGUUGCGCUCUUGGAUAAGCUGCAUGCGCAAAUUAUGGACAGCGAGGAGUUCGCUGGGGUGAGGUUGAGUCUUGCGCAGGUUCUGGAAGCUGGGAGCUGGAAGGCUGGACGGGAAUUGGCGGCUGAGAAGAGGCCGGAGACUAGAUCGAGCCCGAUUUUGAUAUUGGGUGAUGGGACGCUGUUUUAGCGAUGCGAUUCUUACAUCGACUGGGGCGGUGGGGUAUCCCUGAAAUGGCUUUAUUGCCUUGCACUAUUAUGUCUCUCUCAAGCAGAGCCAUAACCCCCUUGCCCACAGGAAAACCCGAAAUAGAUAUACAGUCGUCUACCUCUUUCAAGGACUGGGUAAGUAAUCAAUACGUUUCAGCGCUCCGUUGACGGGAUAGAACCUAAGAACUAUGCUACCUAGAUACAGUAGGUGCAACUACAUCCAGAGAGACAAUGAAAGGUAGUAGGUAUUGGAC